AUGAAGUUCGGCAAGCGGCUCAAGAAGCAGAUCGAGGAGAGCCUGCCGGAGUGGCGGAGCCACUUCCUCAACUACAAGGAGCUCAAGCGCCGCGUCAACGCCGUCUCCUCCUCCUUCUCCCCGCCGGCGGCGCCAGCGGCGCCAUCGUCAUCCCGGGCCGCGGAGGCCGACUUCCUGACGCUCCUGGACGCCGAGAUCGACAAGUUCAACGCCUUCUUCCUGGAGCGGGAGGAGGAGUUCGUCAUCCGGCAGAGGGAGCUCCAGGAGCGCAUCCACCGGGCGGUGGCCGAGGGAUCGGCCUCCGCGCCCGAGACCAUGGCGCGCAUCCAGCGCGAGGUGGUGGACUUCCACGGCGAGAUGGUGCUGCUGCUCAACUACAGCAGCGUCAACUACACGGGGCUCGCCAAGAUCCUCAAGAAGUUCGACAAGCGCACGGGCGGCGUGUUUGGGCUCCGCCUCCCCGUCAUCGCGGGCGUGCUGCGCCAGCCCUUCUUCACCACCGACCUCAUCUCCGAGCUCGUGAGGGACUGCGAGGCCAUGAUGGAGGCCGUCGUCUUCCCCUUCCCGCCCGCUGCAGCCAGCAGGGACCACCUCCUCCACGAGCGCCGGCACGCGGUCGCCGUCGCCGAGCAGAGCAUCUUCCGCAACACCGUCGCCGCGCUGCUCACCAUGCAGGAGGUGCGCAGCGGGAGCUCCACCGUCGGACACUUCUCGCUGCCGCCCAUGCAGCCGCUGCCGGAGUCAGACUGGCUCGUCCAGUCCGUGUCCGUCAGUAACACGCCGACGCCGACGCCGUCGCCGUCGCCGUCGCCGUCGCCCCUCAUCACCACGCAGUGA
This is a messenger RNA of Miscanthus lutarioriparius, 837 nucleotides long. NCBI's taxonomy places the organism in Eukaryota, Viridiplantae, Streptophyta, Magnoliopsida, Poales, Poaceae. The record is from the annotation of a GenBank genome assembly.